Molecule: messenger RNA, 2760 nt
Organism: Adineta ricciae
Lineage: Eukaryota; Metazoa; Rotifera; Eurotatoria; Adinetida; Adinetidae
Source: the annotation of a GenBank genome assembly
AUGAUCACUUCAAGUAAUGGUUCAAUGGAGUUGAUAAUUACUAAACCACAUUUUCUUCCAUCUACAUUAAAAUCACAUCAUCAUUAUUAUCAUCAUCAUUAUCCUGAACCGUCCAAUCAUUCAUCAAAAGAACCAGAAUCCCAUACUUCGGAGCAGCACACCAACGAAGUUAAAUUAAGAAUUCAUGAGCGAAAACCCAUUGAUCUUGAACAUGAACACUAUACAAUAUCGACAUCAUCUAUACCAAUCAUUGUGUCAAAUACUAAUUCAUUAUUUAUUGAUGAAAAUCUUCCCGUAACGACGACUGUGGAUAAAGACAACCGUCAUCAUCAUCGUUAUCUGCCACCUAUCUGUGAUGAAGAACUUGAACAAUUUCCUCUAUCAAUUCCAUCUGAUAAUCAUCGCCAGUCAACUCGCUCUCCAUCCUAUCAAGCUACGCUAUUUGCACGUCGUCAUUUUCAUAUUUAUGAUUGGACGCGUCUUUCAUUUUAUGAUAAUGUUCCCGCGCCGCUUGGAUAUUUAAGUGAACCAUUAAUUGUUGAGGAUCAAUCGCCAACAUCGGCAUCGUCGAAUGAUGAUAAGCGUUCAUCCACCGAUCGACAAGAUUCUGGUCUUGGUACGAGUAGUGUCGAACGACAAAUUGAUUCUAUAGCCAUAACUAAUAAUAUUGUUAAUCAAUCGAUAGCUUCAUCUUUGUCGUCAUCUUCAGCCUCCUCAUUAUCGUUGAAUAGUAAUAUGACAAGUCCAUCUUCAGUACGUUCACCUACUAGUCGAAAAAUACGCGUGAAAUGGCAUUCAUUCACUAAAACUCAUCGACCGAGUUUCAAUUCCAUUAAAUAUCAUCUAGGACAAAUGUCUGUUGGCCAACUGUUAGCAUUACGUCGUGCGGCUCUCGUACGUUUAGAAGAGCUGUUCGAUACAACUAAAAUUCUCUUAUCGAAUGCACCUGCAUUAACGACUCGAACAGUCGUAUCUCGACAACGAUUGUUUGCUACAGUAUUUAUUGCAGUACCGAAAUUAAUCAUUCGUCGUCAUCAACAGCGAAAAGACACGCAUCAGGAAACGAAAAAAUUAGUUUUUGGUAUUUCAUUACUUGCUAUGACACAACGCACGGGACAUCCUGUUCCAAGUACAAUUCUAUCUGCUAUGAAAUACUUGCGGCGCACGUCGAUUGACAGUGUUGGAAUCUUUCGGAAACCCGGUGUAUCCCAUCGAAUCAAACGCCUACAUGAACUGAUGGAAACCGAUCUUGAAUACCAUCAUUUUGAUGAAUUUAGCCCGUACGAUGUCUCGGAUGUUUUAAAGCAAUAUUUUCGUUUGUUACCUGAAUGUCUUUUCACAACGAAACUAUCUCCAUUGUUUCUUCAUAUAAGCGAAUAUUUUUCUUCCAUGGAUAAGAAAAGCUCCUCCAAAGUCAACAACGAACGACGAUUACUUGCACUCCAAUAUGCAAUUCUUCUCUUACCGGAUGAAAAUCGUCUUGUUUUACAUUUACUUUUAUCGUUUCUAAAUGAUGUUUCCAAACAUGCGAAAACGAAUCAGAUGAGUUCAAUGAAUCUUGCUACCUGUUUCACUCCAACAUUGUUCUCAUUUACAAACUACACAAAAACAUCUACGAACGGCAUGCCAGAUCUGAAAGAAAUCGAAGAACAACGAAAAGGAAUGGAUAUUCUCGCGUUUAUGAUUGAUUACGUUCGAUUAUUAUUUAUUGUUCCGUUGGAAUUACAUCAGGCUUGUCAUUUUUCUUACAUUGAAAUCGGCGAGCCGUGCACACUGGAAGAACUAUCACGGCGCGUUUCAGAGCCAGCCGUAUCCGCUCCGAUGAUCAAGCAAACACGUCGUUAUUCAUCUGGCAAACACACCGCUCACCAACGCGCAAAAGAAGUUGGUAAAAUGUUGGCAUCCGAUACAGUCGGUUCAUCGUCAUGUGAUAAUAUAUUUCACAGCAUGAAUAAAAACAACAACAACAACAACAACAACAGUCAUGAUUUGAAGGCAAUAAAAACAAAAACAAAUACUUCGUAUCAAACUUUUAUUAAUCGUUGUAUUGUGGAAGUCAUGCGUGAAGCAUGUUCAACAAAAUCAAAAGGAUGGACAUCGUUUGGCAAAACGAAUGACAUCGACUUAGCAGUGAAAAAGCUAGAUGACGGACAUCCACUUACUCUUUGGAAAUGUUCCGUCGAGAUCGAAGCACCGCCAACCGAAAUCCUUAAUCGAUUAUUGAAUGAAAGACAUCUAUGGGAUGAUGAUUUUCAAUCGGGAGCAAUAAUUGAACAAUUAAAUUCGAAUACGCAUGUCUACCAAUAUACAAUCAAUUCAAUGGCACCAUUGGCAUCUCGAUACUUCUGUGAAGUGCGAAGUUGGAGAACCAACAUACAAUUGAAUAUCAAUGGAACAUAUCAAAAUCCUAAUUUUCCAGUUGGUUCGUCUUUAUCAGCAUCUUCAAGUGCAAUUACAUCAUUUAUUUCAACACAAAAUAACCAAUCGAAAGAGACAUGUGUGCUUGUUUGCACAUCGAUUGAACAUCCAAAAGCACAUUGCCCACCGACUUUAGUCCGAGCAGUGACGUUAGCAUCACGAUAUUUGAUACAAUCAUAUGGAUGUGGAAAAUCAAAAGUAAUACAUCUCAAUCGAGUAGACUUAAUGGGACGUUCACAUGAAUGGUACACGAAAGCGUAUGGCUCGAUUUUAACUCGUUCGAUGACGAAACUUCGCAAUUCAUUUGCUCAUACUAAUGCAGGACCAGAAACGAAAGUGUGA